AUGGUUGAGCUGCAAGCACAAGAGCGCACUAUUCCAACUUGUGCGUUAAUCGACUCGGGGUGUCAAGCCCUUCUUAUCAGCCGAAGGUUCGCAGAUGCGCACCUCCCGGAGCCUGCAAUAGGCCCGCGGAGGAUAGUGGCCCUAGAUGGUCACCGCAUCCGUUGCUACGGACGCUACAGGCUGAGGGCAACCACCCAAGAUUGCCACGGUGUUCGUAGAACGAUUGAAAGAACAUUCGAUGUGGUUGAUAUGGACCAUUAUGAUGCGAUUCUAGGAUACCCUUGGUUGAGAGAGGCGAACCCAAACGUCGACUGGGAACUAGGAACAUGGGAAUACCGGAAAAUACCUCCGGAGAAAGAAGUCGAAAUCCGUGUGGGUUCUGCGACAAUCGGCGAAGGAGUGCGAAUACCCGCAAUCUACAAGGAGUUCGAAGAUGUCUUUCGGAGGAAAAUGCAGGGAUUCUACCUGCGCAUGCAGACCACGACCAUGCAAUUGAUAUACAACCGGGAAAGGAACCCCCAUACCGACCAAUUUACCCCUUGUCCGAAAGUGAGCUCGCAGUUCUGCGCAGAUAUAUUGAAGCAGCGCUAG
Molecule: messenger RNA, 591 nt
Organism: Aspergillus tanneri
Lineage: Eukaryota; Fungi; Ascomycota; Eurotiomycetes; Eurotiales; Aspergillaceae
Product: retropepsin-like aspartic protease
Exons: 2
Coding region: 1-591 (196 amino acids)
Source: RefSeq, a predicted model, not a curated record